Messenger RNA from Oppiella nova, 558 nucleotides. NCBI's taxonomy places the organism in Eukaryota, Metazoa, Arthropoda, Arachnida, Sarcoptiformes, Oppiidae. The record is from the annotation of a GenBank genome assembly.
AUGAUAUCAAAUAGUAGUCAAUACGAAGGAAGGGAUGAUGAAAUGUAUUCGUGCAAUCGGUUGGUUUUGGGCGAUAGAGUUGAGUGUGUUUUCUGGGACUUUGAUCACAAGAAGUGGUCAUCAGAUGGAUGUCAUAAUCGGUUGGUUUUGGGCGAUAGAGUUGAGUGUGUUUUCUGGGACUUUGAUCACAAGAAGUGGUCAUCAGAUGGAUGUCAUGUAAUAGAGAGUGAAUCCAAUCGCGAGAUAACUGUCUGUGAAUGCAAUCAUUUGACUAAUUUUGCGGCUCUUAUGGACAAUUCCGGUCGAGAAGAUAAUAGAAUGGAUAGAAAAGAAUGCUUGGAAGUUUGUGAAGUAAUGUCAAUUUGCUGGAUAUCAUCCCAAAAACAUCCCAAUAAUAUCUAUUGGCAUUUCGUGGCUAUUAUUCGUGUUAUAUAUCCACCGCUGGACUACAUUUCCUCAAAUGGAGUAUUUCUAGUGAUAUAUCAGAUGAAGAUACGUCUGAAACCGUACAAACAAGUCAAUUAAAACCAAGGACCUGAAAGUGACUGGCUAAUAAUG